This is a messenger RNA of Nothoprocta perdicaria, 1337 nucleotides long. RefSeq names its product transmembrane protein 241 (gene SLC35D4). Gene Ontology annotation, molecular function: antiporter activity. Lineage: Eukaryota; Metazoa; Chordata; Aves; Tinamiformes; Tinamidae. Bases 1 to 876 code for a protein of 291 amino acids. The transcript is spliced from 14 exons. The record is from RefSeq and is a predicted model, not a curated record. Gene Ontology annotation, cellular component: Golgi apparatus.
AUGUUCUUAAAGCGGCCGGCGGGCGGCCUCGCCUUCUGCCUCUUCUACGUGGCCUCCUGCUUCACCAACAAGUAUGUCCUGUCUGUCCUGAAAUUUACCUACCCUACCCUUUUUCAAGGAUGGCAAACCUUAGUUGGUGGACUGCUGCUUCAUGCCUCCUGGAAGCUGGGGUGGGUGGAGAUAAGCUUGGCUUCAAGGUCUGACAUCCUGUCGUGGCUUCCUGCGUCAGCGCUUUUUGUGGGCAUUAUUUAUGCUGGCUCCAGAGCCCUGUCCAGAUUGCCAAUUCCAGUGUUCCUUACAGUCCACAAUGCGGCUGAAGUUAUAACCUGUGGCUUCCAGAAGUUUGUGCAGAAAGAGCAGACUUCCCUUUUGAAAGUCUGCAGUGCGUUGUGCCUCCUGGGAGCAGCCGUGUGCCUUCCUUUAUGUGACACACAGUUUGAUCCAAACGGUUAUUUGUGGGCUUUUAUUCACUUGAUCUGUCUCGGGGCUUACAAAGUAUUUCACAAGUUAUGGAAACCUUGCUCUCUAAGUGACCUGGACCAGCAGUACAUCAACUAUGUAUUCAGUGUGGUACUGUUGGCCUCUGCAUCCCAUCCAGCAGGUGAUCUCCUCAGUGCCUUGGACUUCCCAUUCCUCUACUUCUACAGAUUCCAUAGCAGCUGCUGUGCCAGUGGACUGUUGGGAUUCUUUUUGAUGUGGCACACAGCAAAACUUAAAAGCAGCACAACCUCAGGGCAAUAUGCAGCAUGGAGUUUCCUUGCAAAGCCUUCUGGAGUUCUUUGUAUAUGGAGAACUGAGGCUGAGAAGUCAAUUUUAAGUGUGACAAGGAGAAGACAAGAGAAUGAUGGCUCGUUUAGAAAUUGUUUUUAUGCUUAAUGUCCGAUGUAAAUGCCAAAUCAUAUAGGAGAGCCGUGUGUGCUACCUCACAAACUAUUGCAAACUAUUCCAUGCUUUGGAUUCCAAAAACAACCAAAACCAGCUGCAUUCUGCUCCCUGCUAGUUCCCUGUUCCCAGGAAAUAAUCCUUUUUGCAGAGGUUCCCAUCUCCUUUCUCAGGUAAUGACAGACCAAAGAGUUUGUAGUCACUUCUGUCCCUGUUUCCUCAUCCAUUAGAAGCCCCCAGACAGCUGAAACCCACAGAGUUAUUUCUGUGCCCUUUUGACAUUGCUCAUAAAAGGAAUUACUCAAAAUGGAUUAAUGAUAUUAACAUUUGUAAAGUACCACAUUUUUAAGGUCUCUGUUGGAAUAUUCUGACCUUUUGUAACAGUGAAUGGUUAGAAAGCUUUGGACAAGAUUUUGUUUUUGAAUGGAAAAUUAAAAGCUUAACUAAUAACAGUC